Molecule: messenger RNA, 1628 nt
Organism: Diatraea saccharalis (sugarcane borer)
Lineage: Eukaryota; Metazoa; Arthropoda; Insecta; Lepidoptera; Crambidae
Source: the annotation of a GenBank genome assembly
GAAAGAAAAAAAAAUAGCUUACACUUUUAUUUAUAUGUAUAGAAAAACGUCAAUUAAUAAAUUAUAAGUGAAAACAUUGGGCAUAAACAUAAUGAUGCUAAAAUGGUUUAUAAUUCUUUGUGUUACAAAUAAAUGAACAAAACUUUUUUAUGAGGAUCUUUUGAUCUCGUGUUCGAUAUCCUAGAGUCCGUGGGCUAGAAAAAAUUAGGAAACGUUGAUCUAGAGGAUUUCCAUGUUUUAAUUAAUAAUUUCUAACAUAAUGCUAUGUAAUAGAAUUCGUCUGAAAUAACAUUCUAAUAAUACGUCACGUCUUCUAGUUAUAAGUAGAUUAUUAAAUUAUUCUUGAGCUGUCAACGUCAACAUUACUCAAUGCAAACUGCACUUGUGCCCACACGACACAGUGCUUCUGCGUAAUUAAUUCAUUGCCACGCCUAGGAAGCGACGGCCAACCAAAAGUAUGGAGCGAAACCCACACUUGGGCGGCAAAGGCCAUUGCAUGCUAUAUCGCUACGUUCAGUCCUAACAGUGACACCACGCCGUUCGCCAGCUAAAUCUCAGCGACGAAAUUCAGUGACCCAUUCAGCAUUUCUAUGGCCAUAUAUAUCCAAGAUCCAUAGAAGGAGAUGUCCCGGUUAACUGUAACGAAUUUUAACAAAAGGACCGGCAGCCCCUUCCAAAGCAAGAGUAAGGAGCCCUCACCGGAGAACACAAGAGUCGUUCAAGAUAUAGUCUUGGAAAAAACACAUUACGAAAAACAAAAGGAGAAACAAAGUGAGUUGAUGCAGAAAGUGAAUAAAAAAGCUGCAGAAUACCAAGCAAAUAAACCUAGUUCAGGCGUGUUUACUGAAGUAGUGACCCAUGGAGCGUUUACCAGUAAGACAAAUAAAGAGAAAACGCCACCAAUAGAAAACGUAAAUAAGGGACCAAACGGUUCUAAUGGAUCUAAACAACUUCUGGGAUUUCCAUCUUCAGCAAACGAUUUGGCCCUUGAUGCUAAAACUGAUCUCGAAUCAGAUCCAAAUAUCUCAAAGGAAGUGAAAGAGAAAGUUAUUCAAAAGUUAUUUAAACUUGUGUCAAUGGUACAACACGUAUACGAAUCAAAAGUGAGGAUUAUGACGGAAUUUGAGAAAUUCAAAGAUACCCAUUUAAAGGCAGAGGUGAGAAGAGAAAAAGAAUAUUCGGAACAAUUGUACAAAUUGAACAUGAAUUUCCAAAACGAAGUUGUUCAAGCUAUACAAAGACUGAAAAGUGAAAUGGAUAUUACUAGAAAUGCAACGGGUGAUUUAGAACAACGCAGUGUCAGUGAAUCUAAAAAUAGUUCAGUUGAUUUCAACACACAUGAUGCGCAGGAUUCACCUAACAAAAAUUCUGAUGACGUAACCGAUGAAAACAAAAGUGAACACGAUAUAAUAACACAAAGCGAAAAUAUUGUUAAUACUUAAUAUCUAUCAAUUUAUUAAUAAGUAAACUGUAGAAACAUAAUACAAAACUGGGUUUGUUUUGAAGUUUUAUUUAUUCUUCUUAAAAUGAAAUUAAAUUAAAUUCCUACUAAUGAAGACAGAACUUCACUCCAUUGCAUCAUUUGUUACUAUUACUGUACACUCUCUGAUUUAUAUACUGAUUUAUAU